UGCAACCGGAAAAACAUAUUAUAUUUAUUUAAGGCUAACUUUAACGACAGGAAUUUUGCCCCAGUGUGACGCUGGGUCUUAAUGCAAAACAAAACACAACUAAUUAAUACAUUGACCGUCCUAAAGAUCUUGGUAGGAGAGCAAAUGCAAAGUUCUAAUGUGUGGAUGAACGGUUGGUAACUGUUAGCUAAAAUGUAUGAGACAAGCAAGCUAACAGGCUAGUAGUGGUGAAGGUAUGUUGGAUUUACUGAAGGCAUGGUGACUGACCGAGGACGCAGUAAACCACUGGGCUAAUAAUGAUAACGACGAGCGGAUCAUCUCUGGAAUUUGUGCAAACCGUUGAAACCCCGGUAUGGAGCGUGACGGCGUUAUGCUUUGGCUUAUUUACACCUGGACACGCACAGUAACGGACCGAUGCUAGCUCGCCUCCACGGUGACAUGACCACGGUCGUUCCGUUCAGCCGCAUCAGAGUACGCGGGUGUCGGUGAUGCUGUGGGUCCCGGUUGGUUGACCUCAAAUCAUGCAAAACUGCGAGUAUCAGCAGAUCGACCCGCAGGCGCUCCCGACACCCACUCCAACCCCACCGCCUCAUCAUGGACACGACGGCGACAAGACGGAGGAGCCGAGGAGACCCAGGAGAAAGUGGGAAGUUUUCCCCGGGAAGAAUCGCUUUUACUGCAAUGGGCGCAUUAUGCUGGCUCGCCAAAGCGGGAUCCUGCCCCUCACUCUCGCCCUCAUACUUGUCACAAGUGGAUUAUUCUUUAUAUUUGACUGUCCCUUCCUGGUCAAACACCUGACCAGCUGCAUCCCCGUCAUCGGAGGAGUCCUCUUUGUCUUUGUGAUCACCACGCUGCUCCGGACCAGCUUCACCGACCCUGGUAUCCUGCCCAGGGCGACACCAGAUGAGGCUGCAGACAUCGAAAAACAGAUUGACAACACCGGAAACGCCAGCUACAGGCCUCCACCACGCACAAAGGAAGUCCUCAUCAACCAGCAGGUUGUCAAGCUCAAGUACUGCUUCACCUGCAAGAUGUUCCGGCCCCCGCGCACCUCCCACUGCAGCCUGUGUGACAACUGUGUGGAGCGCUUUGACCAUCACUGCCCCUGGGUUGGGAACUGCGUAGGGAAGCGCAACUACCGCUUCUUCUACACCUUCAUCGUGUCGCUCUCCUUUCUGACAGCAUUCAUCUUUGGCUGCGUGACCACACAUCUAGCGCUAAGAGCUCAAGGAGGAAGAGGCCUGGUGUUUGCGCUGCAGGAGAGUCCUGGCAGUGCAGUGGAGCUGGUGAUAUGUUUCUUUUCAGUCUGGUCCAUCUUGGGCCUCUCAGGCUUCCAUACAUACCUCGUCGCGUCCAACCUGACCACUAAUGAAGAUAUUAAAGGCUCCUGGUCAGGAAAGAGUGGCGAAGAUGUGACCAACCCAUACAGUCAGAAAAACAUCUUUAUCAACUGCUGUUCAGUUCUCUGUGGGCCCAUGCCACCAAGCUUGAUCGACAGGCGAGGUUUCCUGCCAUCAGAGGACUCGGCCCAGCCCGGCAGUGCAGACAUUGAGCUCCCACCUCUGGCUACCAAAAGCGAGAUAAAUGCGUGUACGCAGGGAACUAAAGGUCUGCUGGAGUCCGCCACGCUCUCGCCACUCUUGUCCGCUUCAUGUCCUCAGGGGAAACCUCAGACAGCUCAGACCUGCCCAGACAACGGCUCCGCAGUCAACUCUGGCCCCUCGCCACAGCUCUCCACAAGUUGCGGGGUCCGCCAUCCUGCUGGCUCCACGGGUGACCGGUCCUCCCUACAUCACACCAGGACUCGCUCAAAGAAAAGCAAACGGGCUGCACUGCAUAUUCCCAACCCAGCCUUUGAUGUCCCUGUCUCCCCUACCUCUCCGGACACAGACCCCAGCUUCAAGGCUGGUGGCCACAAAGGUGCCGGCUUCACCCCUUUGCACUGACUGACUUAAGUGAUGAUGCACACUGGUUGAAUCUUGCAUGCUGUAACACAGUAUGAAUCCAAAUCCUUCUUAUAUUGUCUGUUGUUUGCCUGAAAGUGCUGGAUCUAGUAGUCACAUGUUAAGGACAUGUUAUUCAUAGAGCUAUAUGGCUUUCUUUUAUAAUACAUGGAUUUUACCAGCAUGUAUGAUACACUAGGUAUUACGAAAGAGGACCAUUGAUGUUUGGAGAAAUAAAGCUGAAGAAAACUCCAUUCUGAAUAUGAAAAACACACAUGUAAUUUCUAUAAUAUUGCACUGCUCAGUUUUAUAGUGUGGAUUUAAGCCAGGUUGUCCUUAAGCUGUAGAGCAGAGACAGUUUGUACUGUAAUGUGGACGAUUUACACUUGAAAGUCUUGGGAUUUGUACAGAAUCCACAGAGUGUUGUCUUAUGUUUUAAAUAUGUAUAUGAUGUCACUGAUUUCAAUUACUCUCAUUUGGAGUGAAAACCUUUAAUGGACCUCAUAAAUUCCUCCAGUCUCUGAACCUCUACUUAAAGAAAGCACAUGAUUCCUCCACACACGUUUUUCUUUGGCUUCUACAGCGUUUGAUUUGGAUUGAUACAUUGAUGCUUGACCCUACUAAUUUAAGGUGAUUUAACUGCAAAUGUAUUUCAGGCUCUGUGGCAAAUUACGUUAAUUUUUGAGUUCUCAUGCAUUGGAUCCGUCAGAUAAGCUCUUUCUAACUUUUGAAAUGAGAACAGGUCAAAUCUUCACUAAGAAUCACUAGGUGUUUAUUGUGACAAUUUGUGGCCCUGUCUACCUGGAAUAUGAACUAAAAACCUAUAUUUAAGUCAGAAACAAAACAGACAUCUGGUCCCAUUUUUCACUUCCCAGAACUAUACGUACAGUACGUUUAACUGUACGUGUGAAACAUUACAAAUAUUUAAGUCGUUUGUCAUUGGGCAAGCAGAAUAAACAGUUUAUUUUUUUAAACCAAUUUUAAUUUUACUGAAAUCCAAUACUUUGCAAUUGUUCCACAUGAUCUAUAGGUGGUAAAUGUGGAUGUAGAGCCAGAUAUUGUGUCAGCAGUUGUAUUUGCACGUGUAGUACGGGGGGACAAUAGCAAAUGUCUGCCCACAGGCCUGCCAGCUACUUUAAUUCAAGCCUUGGAAGUAAACGGUUACUGUUGGUUCAAAUCUUAUGAAAUGGCUGUUUGUCUGUGAACAAGUUCAUGUUGUAAAAUGAUUGAAAUUGCACUAUGUGAUUUAUUUAAUUUUUGUAUUGCUUUUCCCAGGUUUGAGAGAGUUAGCAUCAACAGGGCAACUGUUUUUUGUGGUCCUUCUGUGACGUUCAGCUGUAACUGCAACUGGCAGUAAAUCUGCAUGAUAAAGAUGUAUUUUAUGGUA
Molecule: messenger RNA, 3330 nt
Organism: Betta splendens (Siamese fighting fish)
Lineage: Eukaryota; Metazoa; Chordata; Actinopteri; Anabantiformes; Osphronemidae
Product: palmitoyltransferase ZDHHC18-B-like
Exons: 9
Coding region: 522-1946 (474 amino acids)
Biological process (GO): protein targeting to membrane; peptidyl-L-cysteine S-palmitoylation
Cellular component (GO): Golgi apparatus; endoplasmic reticulum
Molecular function (GO): protein-cysteine S-palmitoyltransferase activity
Source: RefSeq, a predicted model, not a curated record